This is a messenger RNA of Penicillium coprophilum, 861 nucleotides long. RefSeq names its product cytochrome b5 reductase family protein. The record is from RefSeq and is a predicted model, not a curated record. Gene Ontology annotation, molecular function: cytochrome-b5 reductase activity, acting on NAD(P)H. The transcript has 4 exons. Lineage: Eukaryota; Fungi; Ascomycota; Eurotiomycetes; Eurotiales; Aspergillaceae. The coding region runs from base 1 to 861 and encodes 286 amino acids. Gene Ontology annotation, biological process: ergosterol biosynthetic process.
AUGUCCGGAUUACGCCCAUUUCCUCGAAAGACUGCCGUCGCAGUCGCUGUGGUUGGCGUGAUUGGACUAUGCGCAGCUCGAAGAGCCUCAUUCCGCGAUGAAGCCUUUCCAGAGUCUCCAAAGCCAUGUGAGGAAAGUUCCCAAGAAGUGAACGACAACACCAAACGUCUGCGCUUUCAAUUGCCAGACCCAGUAUCAAAUGCUGGCCUGUCAUUGGCUUCAUUCAUUCUCACUUUCCAUAAGCCGCAAGACGCCUGGUUUCCCGUAAUCAGGCCAUAUACACCAAUCAACAAUUUUGAUGAGCCGGGGUACAUUGAGCUGCUGGUCAAAAAAUAUCCCAAUGGCAGAGCAAGCGGAUAUUUGCACUCGCUCCAGCCUGGUGACACACUGAAGAUCCGAGGACCUAUGUCGGGUUACAGAUGGAAAACAAAUGAAUUCGAACAUGUCAAUCUUAUCGCUGGUGGUGCCGGUAUUACUCCCAUGUAUCAACUGAUCCAAGGGAUGCUGAACAACCCCGACGAAAAAAGCAAGAUAAAAUUGAUUUUCGGAGUCAACACCGACAAAGAUCUCGUCAUGAAGAAAGAGCUCGACGCGUUCGAACAGAAGUUUCCCGAUCGUCUUCAAGUUGUUUAUACAGUCUCAGACCCAGUAGAGGGUUCACCGUUCGCCAAGGGGAAGAUCACAAAGGAGUUGUUAGAGAAAGAAUUGAUGGGCCCAAGAGAUAGCAAGACUACCAAAGUCUUUCUUUGCGGGCCUCCCGCUAUGGAAGCGGCUAUUUUUGGAAGUAAAGGUUGGACUUCAAGCCAGAAUGGAGUCCUACAAGAACUUGGUUAUGCCGCGGACCGGAUUCACAAGUUUUAG